This is a messenger RNA of Egretta garzetta (little egret), 2358 nucleotides long. It is a transcript of the gene PIGU, whose product is annotated as phosphatidylinositol glycan anchor biosynthesis class U. NCBI's taxonomy places the organism in Eukaryota, Metazoa, Chordata, Aves, Pelecaniformes, Ardeidae. Bases 1 to 1215 code for a protein of 404 amino acids. Gene Ontology annotation, biological process: protein localization to cell surface; attachment of GPI anchor to protein. The record is from RefSeq and is a predicted model, not a curated record. The transcript is spliced from 11 exons. Gene Ontology annotation, cellular component: membrane; GPI-anchor transamidase complex.
AUGCAGGGUUCUAACGGGGGCGUUUUGUGUGUUUCAGUGGUCGAAGGAUUAGCCCUGCUGGAUUUAGGGGUCUCACCGUAUUCUGGAGCUGUUUUUCAUGAGACCCCGCUGAUAAUCUAUCUCUUCCACUUCCUGAUCGAAUAUGCUGAACUGGUGUUUAUGAUAACUGAUGUGCUGACUGCUGUCGCCCUCUACUUGGCCAUUCACGACUUCAACAAAGUUGUGUUCAAAAAGCAAAAGCUCCUAAUAGAACUGGAUAAAUACGCGCCAGAUGUGGCUGAACUUAUCCGGACGCCCAUGGAGAUGCACUACAUCCCCCUCAAGGUAGCACUAUUCUAUCUGUUAAACCCCUACACUGUGAUGUCUUGUGUGGCAAAGUCCACCUGUGCCAUCAACAAUACUGUCACUGCGUUCUUCAUUUUAGCUACAAUAAAAGGUAGUGCCUUCCUCAGUGCUGUGUUCCUGGCCUUAGCAACAUACCAGUCGCUCUACCCUCUCACGCUGUUUGCUCCAGCACUCCUUUACCUUCUACAGCGUCAGUUCAUACCAGUAAAACUGAAAAGUAAAAGCUUUUGGCUCUACACCAUGCAGUAUGCAGCCCUGUACCUGUGCAGCCUGGUGGUGAUCAUCUGCCUCUCCUUCUUCCUCCUCAACUCCUGGGAUUUUAUCCCAUCUGUUUACGGGUUUAUCCUUUCUGUUCCAGAUCUGACACCCAAUAUUGGCCUUUUCUGGUACUUCUUUGCAGAGAUGUUUGAACACUUCAGUCUUUUCUUUGUAUGCGUGUUUCAGAUCAAUGUGUUCUUCUACACCAUUCCCUUGGCAAUAAAGCUAAAGGAACACCCUGUGUUCUUCAUGUUUGUCCAGAUCGCGAUCAUUUCUAUCUUCAAAUCCUACCCCACUGUGGGAGACAUUGCACUGUACAUGGCCUUCCUUCCAGUCUGGAGCCACCUUUACAGAUUCCUCCGGAACAUCUUCAUCCUGUCCUGUGUGCUCAUUGUGUGCUCCCUCCUGUUCCCCGUUCUGUGGCAUCUGUGGAUUUAUGCAGGAAGUGCCAACUCCAAUUUUUACUAUGCCAUCACGUUGACUUUCAACAUAGGGCAGAUCCUGCUCAUCUCGGAUUAUUUCUAUGCCUUCCUCCGGCGGGAGUACUACCUCACUCACGGACUCCAUUUGACAAGGCAAGAUGGGACAGAGGCCAUGCUUGUUUUGAAGUAAGGAUUGUGCCCACCGUUCCCUGGGACAUGGACCAGCCUGAGGACCAUGCAGAGCUUGGGGUACAUGGGGUGGGUGGGGAAGGUUCCCUGAAUGCGGUCUGACUUUGGGAAUGAUACCUACUGAAAGAAAGGGCUGAGGUUCUUCUGGGAAUACCGUCCUGAGCGGUGGGCUCAGUACAGAGACUGUGAGAGCUACACGUAGGAGCUGCAGUGCCUCUGUCAGAGCAUUUCCCUUCUCCCCUCAGCUGUGCGUUUCACUGCGACCUCAGCCCCCUGCUCUGGGCAGCCCAGCAGGAACUGGAGAAAGCGAGCUGAAACCAGGGCUGAAUCUCUGGACCGGAAAGAGCUUGGACCAUAAACUGUUUACUGUCACUGCUUCUCGGAGACGGUUGCUUCUCUCAGACAUUUCCCCUUUGCUGCUUUGACCAGCAAUGCUCCUGCUUGGCACAAGGGAAUCUCUGGGUGCCUGGUGCCUAAGCCCCAGCUGUGGAUGCCCUUUCUUGGUUCGCCUGCUGCUGCGGGAUCUGGAGGAAUCCUGUGUGUUCAGGCACAGUGGGUGCUUGCGAAAUGGGCGGGUGACCACGGACGAGUGUCAUGUUGGAGGGAGGGCAGCUGAAGCUACUGCCCCGGGUCUCAAUCCUGGCACUCAAACCCUAGUAAGGCCUGGAACUGGGGUGAAAGCGGGAGCAGGGUCGGUGCUGGGUAACGGCUGUAUCCCCUCAAAGCAACAGGGAUGCUUUUGUGGCGGGAGCUGCACAGAGGCAUCACAGGGUCUCAGAAGGAGGAACGCUGCUGCUGCAAUGCUGCUCCUUGCUGCAGGGUGACAAAGCCAUAGUGCUACAGUGCAGGGCUUGCGCUGUACCCUUGUGGUUGCAGCUUGGGCUUGGAGCAAGCAAGCUGCCUGCCUGGGCUAGGGACGAGGAGGUGUCAGAACCUCCCCUUUAAGGCCCAGACCAAAUCCAGAAGGAGCUGCAGCCACUGCUGUUGUGGAGUUGUUGGGUUCCAGGCGUUCCACAGCCGCUUAAUGCUUCACAUGUUACCCCUCUGCCAGCACAGCAGUGGUACCUUGUGGCUGUGCGGGGAGGACUCACUGCCCCUUGGUUCCCCCAGCUCCUCUCUGUGCUCAGCCCCACUCACGGCAGGG